This is a messenger RNA of Lipotes vexillifer (Yangtze River dolphin), 1143 nucleotides long. It is a transcript of the gene RIBC1, whose product is annotated as RIB43A domain with coiled-coils 1. The transcript has 6 exons. The record is from RefSeq and is a predicted model, not a curated record. Lineage: Eukaryota; Metazoa; Chordata; Mammalia; Artiodactyla; Lipotidae. Bases 1 to 1143 code for a protein of 380 amino acids.
AUGUAUAAGGUAGACCCACCACCAGAUCCCAAGGAGGUGGCAGCCAUAGAGGCUAGAAGAAAUCAAGAAAAGGAGCAACAGAGCCAAUUCUUCAAUGUGUGGACCAGAGAAAUGCGGGUGGAUGCUGAAGCCCUGAACAGCCAGGUGGAAGAGAAAAAGCUUCGGAAGGCAAAAAAGCAGAGCAAGGUGGCAGCUUAUGGUACCAACCAGGUGCAAUAUGAUGUGGUGGCUCAGAUACUAGAGAAGGAACAGGCAGAAUGGACAGGUCAGCUGGCCAAGAAAAUGCAAGAGUUUCGGAAGCAGAAGCAGCAGCUCAAGAAAAGGCGUGAACUUGACUUUUGGGAUUCAGACCGACUCUGGAGGGAGUUUCCAGCUCAUCUUGGUGACAGUGAUCCCCACUGGGGCCCAGCCAGCCUGCAGUGCUUCUCUGGGGAAGAUUUGGACAGGGCCAUAUGCCUGAGAAUGCAGCAGGAAGAGUUCAUGCACAGCCUGGAGAAGCCACUGCAAGAGCAACAGCAAGCCAGAGUUGAGGAGAACUGUGCAGAUAUGCUCAGUGAACAGCUGCGCCUAGCCGUGGACUUGCAGGCCACCCAGCUGGCCAAGCUGGAGGACUGCUGCCACAAGGCCAUAAUGUCUGCCAUGGCCAACGCCAACAAGACCCAGGUAGCUAAGAUGGAUAAGCAGCAGCGCUGUGAGCAUCAGCACCAACAGGACAACCUCGUGGAGAUCCAAAACCAGAUCACGAGUGACCUACUGACUGAGAACCCCCAGGUCGCCCAAAACCCUACGGCUCCCCACAGGGUCCUGCCCUAUUGCUGGAAGGGCGGGACUCUAGAGCAGAGAGCUGCCAUCAGGAAAGUACAGGAGGUGCAACACCAUGAAAAGGAGGCACAGCGCCAGACCGAACAAGCACUGGAUACCAAAUGGGAAAGCCAGCCCACGUGCUUGGCCCAGGCAGCAAUAGAGCUAGAAGAGCAGGAGAGGGAGCUGUGUGCUGAAUUUCGGAGGGUACUAGGCUCCUUCAACCAGCAUCUGGCAAAGGAGCAAAAAGACCAGCCUCUGGAUUUCUAUCUGAAUUCGAUAAUCUACACCAAUCAACCUACAGCCCAAUAUCACUUGCAAUUCAACACCAGCAGCCGCUGA